AUGCUUCAGACACAGUCUCAGCACGUCUUUUCCCACCAGCAUCAGUAUCCCCAGGCUGAUCCUUCUUGGCUGCAGCAUCAGCAGCAGCAGCAACAGCCACAGCAACAGCAUCAUCCGGCCCAGCCCCAUCCACACCAAGCCCAACAGCAGCAUUCGUCGCUGGUGGCUCAACAUGCUCAAGUUCAGGCUGCUGCCGCCGCAGCGGCUGCCGCUCAACAGCAACAUUAUAAUCGCAUCGCUAUGGCUGGAAACGGUGGUGCUGGGAACGCUGCGCAAGGUGCCGGUGCCGGAGCCUUGAAUGGAGAAAACGCUUUGUCCGGUGCGGUGUCGGUCAUGGAUGGUGGCAUCAGCGACGAGAACAGAAAGGUCUUCAUUUGGGUUGCAGAGCUGCUUGAUCCGAAUCGUCGGGAGGCGGCCCUGAUGGAACUCAGCAAGAAGAGGGAGCAGGUUCCCGAGUUGGCGCUGGUCAUCUGGCAUUCAUUCGGAGUCAUGACCGCUCUGCUCCAGGAAAUUAUCUCCGUUUACCCCCUGCUGAACCCUUCCCAGUUGACCGCUGCGGCGUCGAAUCGAGUUUGCAAUGCGCUGGCUCUGUUACAAUGUGUUGCCUCUCACAACGAGACUCGCACUCUUUUUCUGAAUGCUCACAUCCCUCUUUUUCUUUACCCAUUUCUCAACACAACUUCGAAGUCUCGACCCUUUGAAUACCUGCGACUUACUUCACUGGGAGUCAUCGGGGCGUUGGUAAAGAAUGAUUCGUCCGAUGUGAUCAACUUCCUCCUAACGACCGAGAUCAUCCCUCUGUGCCUUCGCAUCAUGGAGACAGGAUCGGAGCUUAGUAAAACCGUCGCCAUUUUCAUUGUACAGAAAAUCCUUCUUGAUGAUAUCGGUCUUGCAUAUAUUUGCGCUACAUACGAACGAUUUUAUGCUGUGGGAACAGUGUUGAGCAAUAUGGUCACCCAGCUUGUGGAGCAGCAGACUGUGAGAUUGCUGAAACAUGUUGUCCGCUGCUUCCUUCGACUCAGCGACAACAGCAGGGCUCGCGAAGCUCUACGCCAGUGCCUCCCCGAACCGCUCCGCGACGCCACUUUCUCCUCUGUACUCCGCGACGAUGCGGCCACGAAACGCUGCCUUGCACAGCUUCUCAUCAAUCUCUCUGAUAAUGUUUCCGACGGCGCUCCAGGAGUCACCAUGUAG
Aspergillus fischeri NRRL 181 is the source of this 1194-nucleotide messenger RNA. RefSeq names its product Rcd1-like cell differentiation family protein. The coding region runs from base 1 to 1194 and encodes 397 amino acids. NCBI's taxonomy places the organism in Eukaryota, Fungi, Ascomycota, Eurotiomycetes, Eurotiales, Aspergillaceae. The transcript has 4 exons. Gene Ontology annotation, biological process: negative regulation of translation; mRNA catabolic process. Gene Ontology annotation, cellular component: P-body; CCR4-NOT core complex; CCR4-NOT complex. The record is from RefSeq and is a predicted model, not a curated record.